AUGUCCGAGAUCACUCACCCCACUAUCAAGGAUGGCUGGUUCUCCGAGCAGUCGGAUAUGUGGCCCGGUCAGGCCAUGAACCUCAAGGUCAACCAGAUCCUGCACCACGAGAAGUCUGAUUACCAGGAUGUCCUUGUCUUCGAGAGCACCGACUACGGCACCGUUCUCGUUCUUGACAAUGUCAUCCAGUGCACCGAGCGGGACGAGUUCUCGUACCAGGAGAUGAUCACUCACCUGGCCAUGAACUCCCACCCCAACCCCAAGAAGGUUCUGGUCAUCGGUGGUGGAGAUGGUGGUGUCCUCCGUGAGGUUGUCAAGCACGAGUCCGUCGAGGAGGCCAUCCUGUGCGACAUUGACGAAGCUGUCAUCCGUGUCUCCAAGAAGUACCUUCCCGGCAUGAGCAUCGGCUUCCAGCACCCCAAUGUCAAGGUCCACAUUGGCGACGGCUUCCAGUUCCUCAAGGAGCGCAAGAACGAGUUCGACGUCAUCAUCACCGACAGCUCUGACCCUGAGGGUCCCGCCGAGAGCCUCUUCCAGAAGCCCUACUUUGAGCUCCUGCGCGAUGCUCUCCGUGACGGAGGUGUCAUCACCACACAAGCCGAGAACCAAUGGCUGCAUCUGUCUCUCAUCACCGACCUCAAGAAGGCCUGCAAGGAGGUCUUCCCCGUCGCCGAAUACGCCUACACCACAAUCCCCACCUACCCCUCCGGCCAGAUCGGCUUCAUGGUCUGCUGCAAGGACGCCAACCGCAACGUCCGCGAGCCCGUGCGCACCUGGUCCCGCGAGGAGGAGGAGCGUCUCUGCCGCUACUACAACCAGGACAUUCACCGGGCCAGCUUCGUUCUGCCCAACUUUGCCCGCAAGGCUCUGGAUGCGUGA
Molecule: messenger RNA, 879 nt
Organism: Aspergillus lentulus
Lineage: Eukaryota; Fungi; Ascomycota; Eurotiomycetes; Eurotiales; Aspergillaceae
Source: RefSeq, a predicted model, not a curated record